Molecule: messenger RNA, 1593 nt
Organism: Apaloderma vittatum (bar-tailed trogon)
Lineage: Eukaryota; Metazoa; Chordata; Aves; Trogoniformes; Trogonidae
Gene: CLCC1
Product: chloride channel CLIC-like 1
Exons: 10
Coding region: 1-1593 (530 amino acids)
Cellular component (GO): membrane; endoplasmic reticulum
Molecular function (GO): chloride channel activity
Source: RefSeq, a predicted model, not a curated record
AUGCUGUUCCCUGUGGUUUUGUGUGCAGCCGCGCUCGUGGGGAGCGGUGAAGCCCAGCACGACGAAUGGAUCGACCCCACGGACAUGCUCAAUUACGACGCCGCGUCAGGAACAAUGAGGAGACCUUACAAGGCAAACUAUCAUGACUCUGAGGAUAAAGCUGUGGAUGCAGUCAGUACUGAAAUCUUACCGAGUUGUUCCAGGGAAGUAGACUCCUUGCAACGGAAGAUUGAAGAUUGUGAGAAGAGGAAUGCCAAAUCACGUGAAAGCCGUAGCUUUUAUAUUUUUAAGCGGUACUUGAAUAAGAUUUUAAAUGAAGCUGGAAAACUUGGCCUUCCUGAGGAAAACGUGGACCACGUCCAUUACGAUGCCGAGAUCAUCCUUACAAAACAGACGUAUUCGGAGAUCCUGAGGUUUCUCAACGAGGAGACGUGGCAGUCGGGUGCUGUGGAUGAUGCACUUAGUGACAUUUUGAUCAAUUUCAAGCACCAUGAUUAUAAAGCUUGGCACUGGAGAUUUGAAGACACUUUUGGAAUUGAUCUGUAUAAUAUGUUUCUGUUACUCUUGUGCCUGGUCUGCGUUGUAACUGUGAUUGCCACAGAGCUCUGGACACGUGUUCACUGGUUUGUUCAGCUAAAGCGUGUUUUAUUAAUAAGUUUCUUCAUCAGUUUUGCAUGGAAUUGGCUUUACUUGUAUAAGCUGGCCUUCGCGCAGCAUCAAGCGGAAAUUGCAAAAAUGGGGCAGUUUGAUAACGUCUGUGCUGAGAAGUUGCACUGGGGGGAAAGUCUUAUUGAAUGGCUCAGAAGUAAAUGGACGUUUCAGGACGAUCCCUGUCAGAAGUACUAUGAAACUCUACUUGUAAAUCCUGUGCUGCUGGUUCCACCCACAAAGGCACUGGCGAUUACUUUCACCAACUUUGUAACUGAGCCGUUGAAGCACGUUGGACAAGGCAUCGGUGAAUUCAUCAAAGCACUUAUGAAGGAGAUUCCGUUUAUUCUGCAGGUUCCAGUGCUCAUUAUGAUGGCUCUGGCUGUCCUGGCUUUCUUCUAUGGUGCAGGAUCAUCAGUGUCUAUGUUAAGAUACUUAACAUCUUUUCAGAAGAAAAGUCUUCCUCCACCUGACAGCCAACAGGAGAAAAUAGACUUUGGGCGUUAUGACGGGAGCGACCCCGACGGCUAUUAUUUGCAGAAGCUUCCUUACACUCACAGAGGCCCUUUUGACAGAGGAGAUGCUCCAGGGAGACCUGGAAACGGCAGCAGAGGUCCUGACGUGGCGCACACAAGCAACGAGCCAGAUACGCAAGUAGAAGAGCCUCACAAACCAGAACCUGGCAAGAGAUUGCACGCAGACUGUGAAGUCUGUAGACUAGAAACUAUCACAGCUGAACACCUCAGUGAAGACCACGCACUUGAGCAGCAGAAACAGGGGACAGGCAAAGCAGAGCAAGAGACGGAAGAAAAUUGUGAUGCUGGUAGAAACCAGGAAAGGAAGAAUUCGGAGGUUGAACCAUGUCACAAGAAGAAAAGGAGCAGCUCACGUGACUCACAGACCGAGACGAGAGAAGCCCCGAGCUCCGUGGUGAGUUUUGUCUGA